UGGGCCUUGGGCCUUAAUGGAUGGCUGAAUAGCCAUUGGUAGGUUUGAUGUUGUUGUUUAGAGCCAUUGGGCUUUGGACUUAGUGGCCCAAUUGAGAAUCAAUUGGGAGCCCAAACAACAUGCCCCCCAGACCCGGUCCAUUUAGAAUUAAAUGGGUGGGUUUCCAGCUGUCAGAAGUCUGAAAGUUCCCUCUCUUUUUUGAAAAGGGAUGAUUUGCAUUGAUGACAAGUGUUGGGAGUUGUAUUGUGCCGUGGAGAUCGUGGGUUGAGGAAGUUGAUGCGCCCCUUUUCUUUUCUAUAAAUACGGGGUGCAUUGCUCUUUUCGAACUUUUUACUCCUUCUUUCAGACCCUUUCUCUCUCUAAAUUCCGGCGAUCGCAGUGCAAUUUGCUUCUUCAGAUCUACGAAAUUCGGCCAACUUUAGACUUCGGGAACUUGUGUUGUUCGUUUUAUCGGCGAAUUCCGCUUCGGAAAAAGGUAAUUUGUUUCUGAAUUCUCCUUUUUUCUUCGUUUUUCCUUCUACCCCUCAAUCUCAACCCUAGACCGAGAAUUCGCGGCCAUGGCAAAGAAUAGGGGCAAGAGCAAGUUCGUCGUUGGCUCCUCUAGUGAGAGGGAGAACGUGCCCUGGGGAAGGUUACCGAAAACUUCGAGGGGUCGGCCUUCAGAGAGGCCAGUGGAGAGGCGUUCGACUGGUUGGGAUGCUUCGAAAGAUGAUGUUGUUGGCGGGUCUAGCGUGUCUGAACGCGCAACUUCUGGUAAAAAGGCUGGCUCUUCGGGUGUGCGCCGCUCCUACCCUGAGUUUCCAGUUCAUUGGACUGAAGCUGAUCCGCAGGGCAAGUAUGCCCCGAUUCUGCAUGAGACCACUAAGAUCGAUGGUCCCUUGGAAAAAUCGGUCAGUGGUGACUGGUUGGUGGAGGCGAAGCUGGGGCAUUACCAUCGGAGGGCCGAAGAGUUAUACGGAAUCCAGCACGCCUUGGGGUACUGGUGCGAGCUUCCCGACCAGGAGCGUCCUCGGGUGACUCAUCCGCCGAGGGGGUUCAUCUCUGUGUAUACUCAUCAUUUGGAGAACGGCCUCCGCUUUCCUUUGGAUCCCUUCGUAUCCGAGCUCCUGGUGUCGUACAACAUCAGUUUGGCCCAGCUUACCCCCAAAUCUAUGAGGCACAUCAUCGGAUUUAGAUGGGUGUGCGAUUUUAUUAACUUUCCAUGCUCUGUUGCCGUGUUUCGGGAUCUGCACGAUCUGUCUUUCAACCACGCUUCCAAGGGGGAUGGGUAUGGUUGGUGGACCAUUAUCAACAAAAGAUCCCGAAGAAAGGGGGAGCCGAACUAUAUUACGGCCUACCCUUACCUCAGCUCUGAUCAUAACUGGAAGACGGAGUGGUUGUUCGUCCGUGUGCCGACAGAUCCGAAGCAUCCACAUUUUUACCGCCCUCCGAAGUGGUUUGUGACUCCUGAUCCUGAUAUGCGAAGCGUGGCUGCUCCGGAUCGGAACCAUCACCACUACGUGGAUCUCCUCCAGUGGUUUUUGGCUCGGGAGGACAACUACAAAUUGCCGUCGAACUGGCUCCCGAACCUCAACUAUAUCUUGCGGGAGGACAUUCUUGCUGUUGCCGGUCUCAGCAGGAUUUUUGACAGGGAGUACGGCUUUAGCUGCGUUGAUCCUGUGGUCUUGGGUAUUUCUUUGGAUCUGAAGACCAUUCACGACUCGGCCCCUGAUUAUAAGUUCGGGAAGGAGAAUCCUCGUAAUCCUCGUUUGAAGGAUUACGUGCUGUCUCCGUCGGGUGUUGCUCGGAUAUCUGAAGUUCGAGCUGAUCCGUGGGAUUCUGCCUCUUCUCCCGAAGCUGUUCCAGUGAAAGUCGUGCUCCCUGAUUUGAGGACAACCUCGGAUCCGGAUCAGCGCAAAAGGAAGAGCAGCACUCUUUUGAGGCCUUCUGCGCAUCCGAAGAAGGCGAAAGCUGAUCAGUCUUCGGAGAAGGAAGUGGUUUCGGAAGUCAUGCCUCCUCCCAAAAACCUCCUUCACUUCAUGCCCUUGCCCGGGCAGAAGUUGAAGAGUGUGGUGGUUGUGGAACCGCCUCCCGUGGACCAACCGCUGGCUGAGGAAGAUACCAUCCCUUCUCCGCUGAAGCCGUCUGCUGCUUUAGGGAUCGAGAUCCAGGAUAUAACCAAGGUGAUGGAGGCAAUUGAACUCGGUUGA
Messenger RNA from Spinacia oleracea (spinach), 2189 nucleotides. RefSeq lists its product as uncharacterized. Bases 558 to 2189 code for a protein of 543 amino acids. The transcript has 5 exons. NCBI's taxonomy places the organism in Eukaryota, Viridiplantae, Streptophyta, Magnoliopsida, Caryophyllales, Amaranthaceae. The record is from RefSeq and is a predicted model, not a curated record.